This is a messenger RNA of Gastrolobium bilobum, 1788 nucleotides long. RefSeq lists its product as uncharacterized. The record is from RefSeq and is a predicted model, not a curated record. The coding region runs from base 378 to 1301 and encodes 307 amino acids. The transcript has 3 exons. Lineage: Eukaryota; Viridiplantae; Streptophyta; Magnoliopsida; Fabales; Fabaceae.
UGUUAAUAACCCUAGCUCGGAAGAACUCGCUUCUCUCCUGUGUUAUCCGCAUCUCUCUCAUAUUCAGCCCUUAAAUUGUUCUCUAUUUUCCUCCAAAUACUAAUCUAGAUUUGUCUCUCUCGCUGAUUUUAAGUUUUAUAGUCUUCGCCCAAUACCAGAUCUCAAAGCGCCGCUUUUGUUUUCACUGAUUAAUUAAUAAAUUUGGUUAUAGUAUUUUGAUUGCCAAAGAACCGUUUUAGGUAUUCACCUGUUUUUGUGCAUCUGAGAUAAGUUCAUAUCUUUUGAUUGAAGUUACUAUUUUUUUAUUUGGAAAAAUUGACAAACCGCGAGCGAGUUUUAAGCGUUAAGAAUUUGGGCGUGGAAAUUUUCGCGAGGAAAUGGUUGGUGGUGGAAGCAGGAGAGAGGAAGGUUCAUUGAUGAUGAACAACACGAAUGUGUUUGCGGCGCUUGAUACUCUGAAGAAGAAGAAGAAAACCGAUAAGGAGCGGAAGAGCAAGGAGUCCUCCAAAUCGCAGGGUCAGUCCACGAAAUCGGAAUCUCAGGUGUUUUGGGCUCCGGCCCCAUUGAAUGUUAAAUCUUGGGCCGAUGUUGAUGACGAUGAUGACUAUUACGCCACCACUGCACCGCCUCAAUCCGUGUGGAGCGUUUCCGAGCCUAAUCACAGUAAGGAGAAUCAAGGAGAUUUUGAGGAUAGUGAAAGUGAAGAAGAUAUUUUAGAUGAAGGGGAUGAUGAUGUUGAGGAAGAGCAUGAUCAUGAACCAGAGUACUCUGUGAAACCUGAACCUGAGGUUGAGAAGCAUACUGAAGUUUCUGCGGCACCAAAGGAGGCAGAACGGCAGCUGUCCAAAAAAGAAAGGAAGAAGAAGGAACUUGCAGAGCUUGAAGCUCUUCUAGCUGAUUUUGGAGUUCCACAGAAAGAAAGUAAUGGUCAAGAUGAGCCACAAGGUAACUAUGAUAAGAAACAUGUUGAUGCUGAUGGAGAUGGAGAAAAGAAAGAAGCUAUCGCUGCAGAGUCCAAGAAUGCUAAGAAGAAGAAAAAGAAGGAUAAAGCUUCCAAAGAGGUGAAAGAAUCUCAGGAUCAACCCAACAGUUCGGGAACAGAAAAUGUGGAGGAGGAUACCUCUACUGUUGAUGUGAAAGAGCGUCUUAAGAAAGUUGCUUCUACAAAGAAGAAGAAAUCUAGUAAAGAAAUGGAUGCUGCUGCAAGAGCAGCUGCUCAAGAGGCUGCUGCAAGGAGCGCAAGGCUUGCUGCAGCAAAGAAAAAAGAGAAGAACCAUUAUAACCAGCAACCUGUGCGGUAAAGGAAUCCUGCUUCUUAACAUCAAUACGGGAAUUUGUAUUUCUUGUUCAUAUGAUUAUGCCGAAUAAACAGAGUGGGCUUAAAGGCUCUGGUGACUCUAGUCGUUUUGCCAGUGGACCUGAGAAAUUUUCAUCUAGCUUUUUGGGAAAUUAGUGUUUUUCAAUUGUUCUGGACUCGCCAUUUUGUCAGAGAAAAUUUUAGCCUUAAAAAUUACCUGAACUACAUAGUUGUGUAUUGUAGUUCUUAUGUCCUUGUGGCUGAUCAAUUAGUUCUGGCUGAGAAGUUGAAGUUUAUUCUAGGGAGUGUUAUGUUGCUUUGAAGGGGGUAAUGUAAACCUUGUGAAAUGGAUCCCAUUUUUUUGGCCGUUGUUGUUUUGGGUUCAACGCAGACCGCUGUAAUCUAAAGUAUACAGAUACUCUCAGUUGUGACCAUCAAUGUAAACGAACCUAUCACUUCGCAUCCAAGGUGUCAAAAAUAGAAAACAAGUU